AUGCAGCUCUUCUCGCUAGCCGCCAUGGGCCUGCUGGCGUUGGCAAUCGUCCAGGCCAAGGACAUGUCGACGCUCCACCUUCGCGUCUACAACAGCGGCGUGUCCAACUGGGGAGCCUGCACGGGCAACCUUAAGUGCUCGAACCCGACAAGCGUCUGCGUCAAGUACUCCCAGUACUACGCGCAGUGCAAGCCCAAGACUCUGCCCCAGGGCGAACUGUGCGGCCAGAACGACGACACCAAUGUGUGGAAGUACGACCGCUGUCCGAGCAACCAGCAGUGCAAGGCUGUGGGCACCGACUUCCGCUGCAGCAACAAGAGCCGCCGCCACAAGAAGGACGCUUCGUGCACUAUUACGAACGAGUCGCAGUGUGACGGUCAAAAUUGGACGGGAAGCAGUUGCUGCGCUGACCCAAGCUACGAGUGCCGCUGGUCCGACGAUGGACAAAACGUCAAGCGCUGCCAGAAGAUUGCCGACGAUGAUAGUGACAGCGAGGAUGUGGGGAUCGUCGACGACGACAGCGACUACAGCGACAGCGAGGACAGCGUUGAUUCCGGCAGCGAGGACUACUCCACGUACGUUGACGAUUGGGGCAACUGCACUGAGGACGAUGUUGGCUGCUCGAACCCGACUAGCGUCUGCGUGCAGUACUCGGACUACUACGCACAGUGCAAGCCCGAGACGCUGCCUUCCGGCGAGCUGUGCGGCCAGGACGACGGCACGAAUGUGUGGAAGUACGACCACUGCCCCAGCGGCGAGACGUGCACGGCCGAGGGCUCGGACUACCGCUGCAAGGCGUAA
Molecule: messenger RNA, 801 nt
Organism: Phytophthora sojae
Lineage: Eukaryota; Oomycota; Peronosporomycetes; Peronosporales; Peronosporaceae
Exons: 1
Coding region: 1-801 (266 amino acids)
Biological process (GO): carbohydrate metabolic process
Cellular component (GO): extracellular region
Molecular function (GO): cellulose binding
Source: RefSeq, a predicted model, not a curated record